Molecule: messenger RNA, 150 nt
Organism: Dentiscutata heterogama
Lineage: Eukaryota; Fungi; Glomeromycota; Glomeromycetes; Diversisporales; Gigasporaceae
Source: the annotation of a GenBank genome assembly
CGUAGCACAUCGCUUUUUCUUGGUGGAGAGCGCGUUUCUGGCAACGAAGUGCGUAAUCAGAAUGUGCUUGCCGUGAUGUCGAUCGCAAAUAUUGUGAAAAGUUCACUUGGACCAGUAGGAUUAGAUAAAAUGCUUGUUGAUGAUAUCGGG